CACCGCAGAGUCUGAAUAGACGGUGGCUUUGAAAAGGCCCGCCAAAGAAAGCAUUAGCGGAUUUCCCAAUUCCUCCUCUCAAGCGCGAACGGAGCGCCGUCAAGGCCCCGACGGCGGACAUGACGGCGGCGAUACUCGGCGGAGGGAUGAACAUUGUGAACGGAGUAGGCGGCGGGGGGAAGAGGACGGUGCUGAUAACAGGCGUCAGCAGGGGGCUGGGCAGAGCCCUAACCCUAGAGAUGGCCAAGCGUGGCCACACCGUCAUUGGUUGUUCUCGCUCUCCCGAGAGCCUGGCCUCUCUCCAGUCCGACAUCAAUUCCUCUUCUUCGGACCCCGACCCUUCGUCCUCCGAUAGGCACCUUUUCAUGAACGUCGACGUGAGGUCAAAUAGCAGUGUUGAAGAGUUAGCACGUGCUGUGGUGGAAAAGAUGGGUGUUCCUGAUAUUAUAGUAAAUAAUGCAGGUACCAUCAAUAGAAACAACAGACUUUGGGAGGUUCCUGUGGAAGAGUUUGAUACUGUCAUUGAUACCAACAUAAAGGGGAUAGCAAAUGUUUUACGUCACUUCAUCCCUCUUAUGAUUGAACGCAAGCAAGGCAUUAUUGUCAAUAUGUCAUCUGGGUGGGGAAGAUCUGCAGCUGCACAGGUUGCACCUUACUGUGCUUCAAAAUGGGCAGUAGAGGGCCUAACUAGGUCAAUGGCUAAGGAGUUACCCAGUGGAAUGGCGGUUGUUGCACUGAGUCCAGGCGUGGUAAACACAGACAUGCUCGUGUCAUGCUUUGGCAGUUCAGCUGCCUUAUACCAGACACCAGAGUCAUGGGCUCCAAAAGCAGCUAAUAUGAUACUUAAUCUUACGAUGGCAGACAAUGGCGCAUCUCUCACCGUGUGAUGGAGACGCCGGGCAGGGUACUGGCAUGACACCACCCACUUGUGCAGAUACCAUGAUGAUGAAAAGCGUCUGGUAUAUUGAAUCAGGCUCCUUGGUACUUUGUCAUAUGAGCGCUUAUUGCCGUGAAAUCUGGAUCGCAUUUUGUACUUGGCAGUUAUAAUGGUUUCUGUUUGUAUUAAGGAACAAAACUUGAUUGAUCAACCUGUUGGAGCCCGUUUGGAACAUCAUGAUAUUAUCCAAGUUUGAAUCUCUAGGAUUCACAGGAAAUGUAUAAAGGAUUCCAUAUACUCAAAGAAUGCCUCAAAACGGGAUUCCAUCGUGGCUCAA
This is a messenger RNA of Diospyros lotus (date-plum), 1214 nucleotides long. RefSeq names its product NADPH-dependent pterin aldehyde reductase. Bases 120 to 887 code for a protein of 255 amino acids. NCBI's taxonomy places the organism in Eukaryota, Viridiplantae, Streptophyta, Magnoliopsida, Ericales, Ebenaceae. Gene Ontology annotation, biological process: folic acid-containing compound metabolic process. The transcript has 5 exons. Gene Ontology annotation, cellular component: cytosol. Gene Ontology annotation, molecular function: oxidoreductase activity, acting on the CH-OH group of donors, NAD or NADP as acceptor. The record is from RefSeq and is a predicted model, not a curated record.